Messenger RNA from Solenopsis invicta (red fire ant), 839 nucleotides. It is a transcript of the gene galla-1, whose product is annotated as MIP18 family protein galla-1. The coding region runs from base 16 to 684 and encodes 222 amino acids. The record is from RefSeq and is a predicted model, not a curated record. The transcript is spliced from 4 exons. Lineage: Eukaryota; Metazoa; Arthropoda; Insecta; Hymenoptera; Formicidae.
CCAGUUAGGGAAAUUAUGAGAAUAGGGGAAAAUAUUCGAUACGAUUUGGCAAUAUUGCCUAAUAUUGCCUUCUUGACACAUGCUACUGCAAGUGCGCUACACGCUACACGUAACUGCGCGGAACGCACGUUCCGAAUGUCACGUUAUCUUCAUUUUGCGUUUUCAUCGCCGGUCUCCGCGAAUGCUAAUGACUUAUCAAUUGGCGGAAAGAUAAAGGAUGGGAUACUGCCAGAGGCAGUCAUGGGCACGGCAGAGGAUCUCUUGACGGUGAAGAAUCAAACGUUAAAAACGGAUACCGAGUUAAAAGAAUCUAUUUACGAUUUAUUAAGGACAAUCAAGGAUCCUGAGAAACCACAAACUUUGGAGCAAUUGGAUGUUGUCUAUGAAGAUUGCAUAAAAGUUUGUCACAGCACACCUGGAGGAGUUUCUGUGAUUCGUGUGGAAUUUAAUCCUACAGUGCCUCAUUGCUCAUUGGCAACCCUAAUAGGAUUAUGCAUCCGUAUUAAAUUAGAACGUCAUUUAUCGGCGCUGAUUAAAUUGGAUAUCUACAUCAAGAAAGGUGCACAUUCUACUGAACAGGAAAUUAAUAAACAAAUUAAUGACAAGGAACGUAUAGCCGCUGCAAUGGAAAAUCCAAACUUGCGGGAGCUGGUGGAGAAAUGUAUACUAGAAGAGGAUUAUUAAUGUUUUACAGUGAAGCAUAUGUUAUGCCAAAUAUUUUUUGAAAUAUAUAAUUUUAAUAUAGUAGGAUAGAGUGUGUAAAAUAUAUAACGUGUAAAUAAACUGUGAAGUGUAUAGUGUGUAAAUAAAUAUUGUUCAUAUUUGUAUAUAAUUAAAUU